Messenger RNA from Paramecium sonneborni, 1452 nucleotides. The record is from the annotation of a GenBank genome assembly. Lineage: Eukaryota; Ciliophora; Oligohymenophorea; Peniculida; Parameciidae.
AUGUAUGAUAUUGCCCCAGAUUAUGUAAAAAUUCCUCCGUUUCGAUUCGUUAAGCCAUAUAAACAUGUGUACAAAACUAAUGUAAAAUCUCGUUGGCUUGGGAUGACUUUAAUUGAUGCUAUGGAAAAGGAAUUUAGAGCAUACACAAAAGAGUAUUAUUUAAAUGCGAUCAAUGAGGGUAAAAUUACAGUUAAUGGUGUUGUGGUAUGUCCUGAAUAUAAAUUGGAACAUGGAAUGCAAAUUGAACAUGCUACUACGAGGGUAGAACCUCCCAUCUUGGAUUUACCUAUUGAUAUUGUUCAUUAAGAUAUUGAUUUUGUUGUUGUUAGUAAACCUCCUUCAAUGAUUGUUCAUACAGGAGGAGGCUAUCAUUACAACUGUUUAACUGCUAUUCUACAUUUUGAAUAUGGAUUCAAGGACUUAUAUGUAUUACAUAGAUUGGAUAGAUUAACUUCAGGUUUACUCAUCUUCUCUAAAAAUCGAUUACUAGCAUAAUAGUUUCAUGAUGCCAAUAGCAAAUUAAAUGUUUAAAAAACUUAUUUAGCUAGAGUAUAAGGAAAUUUUAGUGAUCAAAUUUUAGAAAAUAAUAAACCUCAAUAUUGCAUAUCAAUGAAAGAUGCUAUCUUUUCUUGUUGUAAUGAAGAAGAUGCAAAAAAAUUUGAUGCUAAAAGCGCUACUACUAAAUUUUUAAAAUUAUGGUAUGAUCCUAUAACUGAUUCAUCAUUAUUAGAAUGUUAACCAAUCACAGGAAGAACACAUCAAAUUAGAGUACAUUUAGCUGAUUUAGGACAUCCUAUUCUAAAUGAUAUAGGUUAUGGUGGAAAAUUUAUAGGAAAUGAAAUUAUUAAUAGGAAUUUUAAAGGAUUAAAAUAAGAAUCCAUAAGACAAUAAGAUGUAAUUAAAGGAGAGGUUCAUGAAAUUAUAGGAAAGAAAGUUAAAUUGAAUACUCAAGAAGAUGAGAUAACUAAAGGAUAAAAUAAUUAAGAAUAAAAAAUUGCAGAUCAAAUUGAUUAAAAUUUAGAUUAAUAAGAAAAAUCAAAUGAAUAAUUAGAAGAAAAAUUAGAUGCUUAAUUAUAAGAAAAAUAAUAAGAAAAAUCAAAUGAAUAACAAUAAGUAUAAUCAAAUGAAUAAUAAUAAGAAAAAUCAAAUGAAUAAUAAUAAGUAUAAUCGAAUGAAUAAUAAUAAGAAAAAUAAUCACAAAAAUCAAAUGAAUAAUAAAAAGAAAAAUAACCAUAAACAGAAUAGUAAUAAGUAUAAUAAUAAUAAAAUCUUAUCAAAAUUAAACUACACCAAGAAUAAUUUGGAAAUUCUGAAUUAUUAAAAGAUUGUUUAGCUGGUAAAGAAGAAUGGGAUUAUCGGAAGCAUCCUUUAGAAAUUUAUUUACAUUCUUGGAAAUAUUUAUUUAAUGGAUAGGAAUUUCAAAGUAAAGAACCAUAUUGGUAUUUUAAAUGA